AAUUCUGAUGUUUUCAGCGCCUGUUGGAUCGCCAGCAGUCUUGUCAGGUCAUCCUCCGAUUCCACUGCAGAGGAACCGGUGGAGGAGACUGAGGAGGUGGACAGCUUUCUACUUAGGCUGCCGUCUCCCGUCUCGCCUUGCCCCCAGUCUUCCUGCUGCAUCGCCCGCGAGAAGCCGCUCCCAUCUGGGGAGGAACACAAUGUUUGCCGUCAGAAGCGCUCUCCGCCUCAGUCCGAAGCUUUACAUUCCCGCUUUGGCAAGGCGAGGAUGCGCCGGAGCUGCAACCCCGGUGGACGAUGUGGUGAACGGGCUGACAGACGAGCAGAUUCAGCUCAGGCAAAGUGUUCGUAAAUUCUGUGCAGAAAAACUUGCACCCCAUGCUGCUGAGAUAGACAAGAAGAAUGAGUUUGCAGGGAUGCGGGAAUUCUGGAAAGACAUGGGUGACAUGGGGCUGCUCGGCAUAACAGCACCAGUGGAAUACGGAGGCACUGGAUUGGGCUACCUUGAUCACGUCAUCGUAAUGGAGGAAAUUUCUCGCGUGUCGGCUGCCAUCGCUCUCAGCUACGGCGCCCAUUCCAACUUGUGUGUCAAUCAGAUGGUGCGCCACGCCAAUGACAAACAGAAAGAGAAGUACAUGCCAAAGUUACUGACUGGAGAGCAUGUGGGCGCUUUGGCCAUGAGUGAGCCGAAUGCUGGCUCUGAUGUCGUGUCUAUGAAACUCAAGGCAAAGAAGCAAGGUGACUCAUAUAUUCUGAACGGUAACAAGUUCUGGAUUACAAACGGGCCAGACGCUGAUGUCCUGAUUGUAUACGCCAAGACAGACCCAGAGGCCUUUCAGAGAGGCAUCACCCCAUUCAUUAUUGAGAAGGGGAUGCCGGGGUUCUCUACAGCACAGAAGCUGGACAAACUGGGAAUGAGGGGGUCCAACACAUGUGAGCUGAUUUUUGAAGACUGCAAAGUCCCAGAAGAGAACAUGUUAGGUUCAUUAAACAAAGGGGUAUAUGUAAUGAUGAGCGGUCUGGAUCUGGAGAGACUGGUGCUUGCAGCUGGACCUGUGGGCAUCAUGCAGGCUGUUUUGGAUGCUGCGAUUCCUUACUUACAUGUCAGAGAAGCCUUUGGAGAGAAGAUCGGAACCUUCCAGCUAAUGCAAGGCAAGAUGGCUGACAUGUACACCAGGUUGAGCUGCAGUCGGCAAUAUUUGUACAAUGUGGCCCGGGCCUGCGACAAAGGACACUUCAGUGCUAUGGACUGUGCCGGAGUCAUUCUGUACUGCGCUGAGAAUGCUACCCAGGUCGCGCUGGACGGAAUUCAAUGUUUGGGAGGUAAUGGCUACAUCAACGACUACCCCGUGGGACGCUACCUACGGGAUGCAAAACUGUAUGAAAUCGGCGCGGGUACAAGUGAAAUCCGCCGCCUUAUUAUCGGACGAGCCUUCAAUGCCAUGUUCAAGUGAGAGAAAGCGAGAGAUGAGAAAAGAAAAAGCAAUCAGUGAGCCAGAAUGCAAUUUUGUUUCAAGAAACACUUCUUCACACCCCAGCGGCCUUAACUUGUUUGACUCAUCAGUGCCGCUGACCUAAAUCAUGUUUGGGAAUCUCUCUUCACUGUUUGUAUUAUACAUGAAAUUACGCAGCGAUAACGGUCUGAACAAAGUAGCCUUGAUGUUCUGUUUUUCAUAUCAAGCAAUUACUUUACUCAACGUCCUGUAGUUUUGUAUAAUGGUCUUGUUACAUUAAAUCAUUUGUGCAUAUGAGUUCUAUUAGCGUUUGGAGAUAUUUUGUACUUCUUGGAAUAAUUCAAUUCAAGCAAACACUCCGAUUUCAAGUACUUACGACAGAUGCUUGGCAAUAAUAUGUUAAACGAAUCAAGGUAUCCUCGUCACAUUUAUAAAUUUCUUCAUAUUAGAGUACUAUGGGAGUGAAAUGACACUCAUGAUUGCGAGUAUGAAGAGAUCUGGAUGAGCUUAGGUUUCGUUCCAGGAUGUUCGGUGCCAAGUGCUGCUGUUGGACUCCAACCAGAACAAUCAAUAUUGACUUUUUCCCAGCCUUCCAGGUGUCCAUUGUCAUAUCCUUUCAUAAUCUGGCAUUGUUGAUCAAAACAAUUCAGUGCACACUGAAACUGAACACUUGUCGGACUUGGCUGUAAACAAUAUUAACAUCCUGUUUUAGGAUUGUGUAAGGGGGUUAAAUGAUUCAAAUCUUGUAUAGUCUGUAGCAAUUUUCUUAUGCUCUUGGAUUUGAAAAUAUGUAGAUGUACAUUAUAUAUGAACAUGUUUUGUGUGCAAUAAAAAUAAGCAUUUUUAACAUGGUU
Messenger RNA from Corythoichthys intestinalis (scribbled pipefish), 2307 nucleotides. RefSeq names its product isovaleryl-CoA dehydrogenase (gene ivd). Gene Ontology annotation, cellular component: mitochondrion. Bases 8 to 1453 code for a protein of 481 amino acids. The transcript has 14 exons. Lineage: Eukaryota; Metazoa; Chordata; Actinopteri; Syngnathiformes; Syngnathidae. Gene Ontology annotation, molecular function: flavin adenine dinucleotide binding; 3-methylbutanoyl-CoA dehydrogenase activity. The record is from RefSeq and is a predicted model, not a curated record. Gene Ontology annotation, biological process: L-leucine catabolic process.